AUGGCAUUAAUUAUAUUUGCAAGUCUCUUUGUAAUCGUCAUUAUUCUGCUUUAUAUCUAUUUGAAACGAAGCUACUCUCCAUCACCAGAUGAUCUACCAGGAGUGAAACCACAUAUUUUUUUUGGUAAUCUAAUUAAUUCCGGUAUAUUGACCGCCGAAUCAACGUUUCAUGAAAUGAUGCUCGAUUAUCAACGUCGUUUCGGUGACAAAUUUCAAUUUUGGUUCGGUUCACAUCGAUGUUUUAUUUUCUGUCGAAUAGACCAUGCUCAAACGAUAUUUGCUAAUCGUCAUAGUUUUGAACAAUCACCAUUUAUUCUUCCAAACUUUGACCUUUUUUGUCCAAACGGCAUUACAAUAUUGACAGGUGCUAGAUGGAAACGACAUGUACGAGUUUUAUCACCGAUGUUCAAGCGAAGAAAUAUUAUCGGUCAUUUGGAUACAAUUGUUGAAUGUGCUGAUCGUUUUAUUGAUCGAAACCUUGAUCCUGGUCAAAUUCAUCGAGAUUUGGUCUCACGCUGUCAAUCACUUACCAUGAAUAUCAUCGGACUCAUAGGAUUCGACCAAGAUUUCGAUGUUCAGGUUAACUUACACAUAAAAAAAGCUUUUCAAGAUUUUAUGCUUCAUGUCGUCUUGCUUAUGACCACACCUUGUGUUCCUCGAUGGUUAGCUAAAAUCUAUUUGAAAUGUAAUUGGAAAUAUCAACGAGCUUACCGAUUGAUUCUUGAAUUGGCAGAAAAGCUCGUUGAAGAAGAACAAAAUAAACAAAGUGAAAAGGAAAAUGGACGACCAAAGAAUCUGGUUGCUUCGUUGGUUUCAUCAUUGAAUGAACAAGCCAACGAUGAACAAGUGCCAUCCGGUAUAAGACGUGCGGAGAUGUUUGAUGAAAUUUUGACGAUGAUCGUAACUGGUUAUGAAACAACAUCAACGGUUCUAUCGUGGUUCAUAUUCUUUGCAAGUAAAAAUCCUCAAGUGCAACAACGAAUGAAAGAGGAAUUGCGCGAACAUCAUCUUCUGAUGACUGACGAUCUCACAUGUGUACCACCGCUUACGCCAGACAAUUUGGCUUCACUAACCUAUUGUGAAUGUGUGACAAAAGAGAUCUUACGCUUAGCUCCUGUCGGUGAUUUGACAACCCGUGCAGCUACUCGUGACACCAUUAUUGACAAUGUCAAGAUUUAUAAUGGUCAAAUUAUUUUUUAUUGCUUUACAUAA
Molecule: messenger RNA, 1212 nt
Organism: Rotaria sp. Silwood2
Lineage: Eukaryota; Metazoa; Rotifera; Eurotatoria; Philodinida; Philodinidae
Source: the annotation of a GenBank genome assembly